Messenger RNA from Chionomys nivalis (European snow vole), 2035 nucleotides. It is a transcript of the gene Hemgn, whose product is annotated as hemogen. NCBI's taxonomy places the organism in Eukaryota, Metazoa, Chordata, Mammalia, Rodentia, Cricetidae. Gene Ontology annotation, cellular component: nucleoplasm. The record is from RefSeq and is a predicted model, not a curated record. Gene Ontology annotation, biological process: cell differentiation; regulation of osteoblast differentiation. The coding region runs from base 60 to 1910 and encodes 616 amino acids. The transcript is spliced from 4 exons.
AAAAAGUUUUUAGGGCGCUGGUGAAGUCAGAGCGAAUACCAAGAAGGUGGUGUGCCGAGAUGGACGUGGGGAAGGAUGAAUCUCACCUGAAGCUCCUCCAGACACCUGAACCUCAUCCACGGAGAGCCCGUGUCCCAGAAGUCAUUGGAACUUGGAGUCUGAGGAACAGAGAGCAGCUCAGGAAGAGGAAAGCUGAAGUGCAGGAGAAGCAGACGUCGCAAUGGCUCCUUGGAGAACAGAAAAAACGCAAGUGUCAAAGCACAGGAAAAGGAAAUUCAAGAGGCCGAACGAGACAAAGAAGCACAAAGGUGCAGGCAGAAAAGCAAAGGGUGCAGGAAAUACCUGCUGAGGAAGAAACGGAGCGCCCUGUAAGCCCGGUGACUGCAGUCCCCACACUGGUGGUGUGCUCCCCAGAAGCUGUGCCUGCACAACACUGUGCUGAAGUGCGCCAGGAGAGAGCAAUACAGAACCACUCUCAAGCACACAAACACACGGCCAAACCGGAAGACCUCUUUCCUAGCACGUGCCAAGAAAUGACUGUACUUCAACAUUCUUCUAAAAUGUGCCAAGACACAGCUGAACCCGAGGUGCUCUCUCCUGAAAUGUGGCAGGAAACAGCUGUGCCCCAAGACCAUUCUUCAAAAGUACCCCAAGAUAUGGCUGGACCUGAGGUGCUCUCUCCUAAAAUGUGCCAGGAAACAGCUGUGCUCCAAAACCAUUCCUUCAAGGCACCCCAAGAUACAGCUGGACCCGAGGCGCUCUCUCCUAAAAUGUGCCAGGAAACAGCUGUGCCCCAAAACCAUUCCUUCAAGGCACCCCAAGAUAUGGCUGGACCCGAGGCGCUCUCUCCUAAAAUGUGCCAGGAAACAGCUGUGCCCCAAAACCAUUCUUUCAAGGCACCCCAAGAUAUGGCUGGACCUGGGGCGCUCUCUCCUAAAAUGUGCCAGGAAACAGCUGUGCCCCAAAACCAUUCUUUCAAGGCACCCCAAGAUAUGGCUGGACCUGAGGCGCUCUCUCCUAAAAUGUGCCAGGAAACAGCUGUGCCCCAAAACCAUUCUUUCAAGGCACCCCAAGAUAUGGCUGGAUCUGAGGUGCUCUCUCCUAAAAUGUGUCAGGAAACAGCUGUGCCCCAAAACCAUUCUUUCAAGGCACCCCAAGAUAUGGCUGGACCUGAGGCGCUCUCUCCUAAAAUGUGCCAGGAAACAGCUGCGCUUCAAGAACAUACUUUGAAAAUGUGCCAAGAUGUGGCCAGACCUGAAGUCCUCUCUCCUAAAACACAUCAAGAGGCGGCCGUUGUUCCCUGGACAACACUGGGAGAUGCUGCUGGCCCAGGAUGCUUUCCUGCAGCACUCCCCCCAUCAGAUGUGCCUGAAGGCUGCCCACUUGACGCAUGCCCCAAAUCAGUCACACCAGAGAAAACUGCUUGCCAAGCAAAUCAGGGCUUGGCUGUGACUGGAGGCUGCUUUCCUGAAACACGAGAACGCAGUGCGUUUGAAGACGUUUCUAUAAAAACACGCCAAGGAGGAACGGAACCUGAAUUCAUUUCUCAUGAGAUCUACAAACUCAAUGAGCCUAGAGUUUCCUCUCCUGAAACAAUGCAAGACUCACUUGGGCCUGAAGAAUAUUCACCUGAAGCCUGCCGUGAAAUGCCUGGGCCUGAAGACCUCUCUAUCAAGACCUGUGAGAAAAGGGAUGGGCCUAAAGACUGCCUUCCAGAACAAACCCAGGAAGCAGGUGGGGCCCAAGGACAGGACCCUCAUGCCUACCAGGACAGUGAUGGUGCUUGUCAUUUCUCUCAAGAAAUGAAGGAAAAAGCCAAAGCAGAUCAAGAUCCAGAAAUACCAUCAAGUCCACAGGGUCCACAAGAGAACUGUUCAGAAGACGACCCCGAUAGCUAUGUUCUGUUUUAACAAUACUCAGCGAUGAAGUUGCAGUCCAACCGAAUAUAGCAUACACAUCUUCUCUUGUAAAAUUUUACUGAAACAUUGUAGCAAUUGCUACAAUUUGCAUUACUGUUUUAGCUUGUGUUUUUUCC